Molecule: messenger RNA, 357 nt
Organism: Fusarium odoratissimum NRRL 54006
Lineage: Eukaryota; Fungi; Ascomycota; Sordariomycetes; Hypocreales; Nectriaceae
Exons: 1
Coding region: 1-357 (118 amino acids)
Source: RefSeq, a predicted model, not a curated record
AUGCCAUUGGAUUGGGCCUCAGAAGGGCACGAGUACCAAGUUGCGGUUUCUGCACAGCCAAGGAGACGGCUCCUUCUCGUUUGCAUCGACCGCUCACUCGUUGAGCCCAGAGAGAAGCGAGUGCAAGGAUUCGAAUCCCACGGCUUUCUUUGGACUCUUCCCGUCUCUGUCGCUUCUGUCGCCUCUGAGCAUAGCUCUCCUUCCAAGGAAACAUUCGAAAGACAUCGAUUCGUAGUUGCCAGCCAACUGCCGCCUGCAAAGCAUAGCACCCAGUUUGCGCGUGUUCCAUCGCGUGCCAUAUCCAAUAUGCAAACCAACAUCACAAGCAAGGUCCAAGGUUCAGCAUUGACGCGUUAG